Sinocyclocheilus anshuiensis is the source of this 788-nucleotide messenger RNA. Its product is annotated as membrane protein FAM159A-like. NCBI's taxonomy places the organism in Eukaryota, Metazoa, Chordata, Actinopteri, Cypriniformes, Cyprinidae. The transcript is spliced from 3 exons. The record is from RefSeq and is a predicted model, not a curated record. The coding region runs from base 157 to 657 and encodes 166 amino acids.
GUCUCACGUUCAGACGUCCGCGCAUCUUUGGCAGUCGUCACAUCACUGUUACACUGACUGGAGUAACGCACAGCCGGCUAAUGAAACUCCAGAGAAUGUAAUAAGGGUUUUCAGGCUUCAACAGGUGACGGGUUGAGGGUUCGAGUCGCGGGCAGCAUGAGCGCGGAUUGUGCGGGAUAUUACAACGCGGAGAACGUGUUUGUCAGCGGCUUCACGUGCCCCAAACCCGACAGCGACGCGCGCGCGAUUUUCUGCUGCGGGUUCAAUGACGUCAAAUACUGCUGCGACGAUCCCAACAGCUUUUUCCCUUAUGAGUAUGGAUAUAUGUGGUGGCUCAGUUUGGGAGCUCUGGUUGGUUUAUCUAUAGCUGCUGUGGUGCUGUUAGCAUUCAUCAUCACUAUUUGUGUGCUUUGCUACCUGUUCAUCGCCACUAAACCUCGAGGGCUGGACAACGGGCUGCCUUUACGAGCGCCAGGAACUGGGCCCACUCAGGAGGGUUCGAGUGAACCAAGCGCCCCGUCGGGACCGCAGGGUUUCCGCAAGCAUUUCCUAAGGGGAAAACUAGACUGUGACAACCAGCCUCCCGACCCGGACCGCCUGUUCCAGCGCUGCUUCAUGGCUACGGUCACCACCAUCAACGUCGAAGGACCUUCAUAAAGCCCUGGAGCUGCAAAUAUGACAUGAACAACAUUACCCAGGAGUUUUUUCAUCGGCUUUAUCCAACCAUCAUGUGACUGAUGUAACCUUUUGAACCAUAGAAAGAGUGUGUAAUUGAAAUCUCCCCCGUU